Molecule: messenger RNA, 1460 nt
Organism: Exaiptasia diaphana
Lineage: Eukaryota; Metazoa; Cnidaria; Anthozoa; Actiniaria; Aiptasiidae
Product: histamine H2 receptor-like
Exons: 1
Biological process (GO): G protein-coupled receptor signaling pathway
Cellular component (GO): membrane
Molecular function (GO): G protein-coupled receptor activity
Source: RefSeq, a predicted model, not a curated record
GUUUGUUCCUGUUCAUCACUCCGCGUUACGUCAUAUCCCAAAAGUCGUUUCCACGGCUAUAUGGAAAAAGCGGCUUCGCAUUCUGUCGUGUGAUAUGGUCAACCUACGUUCUCUUUUGCUUUGGAAAAGCGUCGAAYGGCACAAUCAUGUGYUUGGCAUUCGAAAGAUGGUACUCUAUCAUCAAACCAAUCAGAUAUAAGACAGCUUUUGGAAAUCGACGUCUCCUUGGUUACAUUGCCCUUAUAUGGAUAACAAGCGCAACCACGGAGAGCCUGGGACUCUUUAUCACSAAACUUGAAAACGGCAAAUGCAUGUGGGCGGCGCCUCCUUACAGCGAGAAUGGUCAGCGGAUAUUCCUUGUUGUGCAUGUACUUAUUACAUUCUACAUCCCGUCUACUGUUACCUGGGUUACAUUUGCGCACCUUUGGUAUCACCUUACGCAUGCGCAGAUACAUGCUCACAACCGUGACAUCAGGUACAAGAAACGCUUAGUGCGCAUGUGCGCCUUGGCAGCAYUUUUUCUAACCAUCUGUUGGUUUCCUUCCGAGACAUUUUGGGUUUUGUAUAAAUUCGACACUCUCAAGUUGCCCGAGAUAUGGUACUGGUUGUUCAAUCUGUUUGCCAUGUUCAAUUCAUGCCUGAAUCCUUGGCUGUACUGCCUCGCAAACAAGCAAUAUCGACAAGAUUUUCAAAAGGCGCUCUUUUGUUGGAUGAGACCCACUAGAAUUCGUCCCGAAACUCUUAAUGAAAGCCCGUCAUCCUCCAGGGCUUCAACGAAAAAGGACGAAACAGAACAGGAAAUGACCGAUAAACGAUGAAAAAAUUGCACAAUGACGUCAUUAUUGUACUAAAACUACCAACAACAGCAAUGAAAGAUAUCACUUAGACUAGUGUUGGCAAGGAAACGUUUCUUGUGGUAUAAGCACUAGUUGUGUUUAGCUGUCUCUUAUUUGUGCAAGCUAUAGAAUUAAUAAGGAUAUUAGGUUAAGAAGAUAUAUUCUUUGUUAGCACUCAUAAUUUAAURUUUUUCAUUAGAAUAUAUCCUGAAUAAUAGCGAUAUAAAUAAAAAGACACGUUCAUGGAAAACUUAAAACACCAAAAUGAACAAUGUCCAAGUCACUAUGAACAUUAAARUAAUGUUAAAAACUUUGUAAGUAUUUUUGUGUAUUUUCUCCAAAUAUUGGAUGCAAACUAGUACAGUUCUCAGGCAACUCUGCCAGCUGUCACGCAAUAACUUAAAUACAGUCGAGAGCAGCCUAAAACGAUAGUGAACAUUGGUUUAAAUAUUCCAAGAUUUUUGCCAUGUGGAGUCACAUGACCCGUGCAAUAGCUAUUUCAUAAACUAUACCUAAUCGUGUACGAUUUGAAUAUUACUGACACUUUGACUGUAGUUUUUUCGCGGGUUUAAUGUAUUCACUCUAUAGAUAAUGCUUAUUACUCAAUAAAUAUCCAUGCACUUG